UGCUCUCUCACAGUCAGUCAGAUUGGAGAUUUGGGUGUGAUUUCUCGUCAUCUGUAUUUAUCCAGAUUUAACUAAUAAUUAAAAACUAUUAAAACUAAGCAUUCCAAAACAUUCCGAAAAUGGCUUCUCAAACGCAGGGAAUCCAGCAAUUGCUCGCUGCAGAGAAGAAAGCAGCGGAGAAAGUUUCUGAAGCGAGGAAACGUAAGGCUCGUCGAUUAAAGCAGGCCAAAGAAGAGGCGCAACAGGAGAUUGAAAAAUAUCGACAAGAUCGGGAAAAGGCGUUUAAAGAAUUUGAAGCCAAGCAUAUGGGAUCCCGAGAGGAUGUAGAGGCUCGAAUUAAUGCGGAUACGACUCAGAAAAUCGAAGCUAUGAAGCAUCAAGUGGCCGCAAGCAAGGAUAAGGUUAUCGGACGAUUGCUCGAAUUCGUUUGCGAUAUUAAGCCCGAGCUUCAUCAAAACUUUCGAGCCGAUAUGUAAACCAAUUUUUUUCUCAUGAGGAACCAAGUGUGAUCUGACCAUUUAUAGUCCUUACAGAGCCUAUGUUCUUUAGAUUAAUGUAAUAAUAAUUAUAAAAGAGGGGAGUGUAUCGGUGGGUCGGUAACAUAGUGAUUUCACUUCACUAAUGUUUUCAUUCCUGUUUUGCCCGUCGAAUGACAGGCCUACAUAUAUUCUAGUAAUAAUUAUAAAGUACAAUCAUCAACAAGAAAAACGUAGACCGAUUAAAAGAAUUAGCAAUUUAAUUUAAUUAA
Folsomia candida is the source of this 748-nucleotide messenger RNA. RefSeq names its product V-type proton ATPase subunit G (gene Vha13). The record is from RefSeq and is a predicted model, not a curated record. The coding region runs from base 120 to 476 and encodes 118 amino acids. Gene Ontology annotation, biological process: proton transmembrane transport. Gene Ontology annotation, molecular function: proton-transporting ATPase activity, rotational mechanism. Gene Ontology annotation, cellular component: vacuolar proton-transporting V-type ATPase complex. The transcript is spliced from 4 exons. Lineage: Eukaryota; Metazoa; Arthropoda; Collembola; Entomobryomorpha; Isotomidae.